This is a messenger RNA of Phascolarctos cinereus (koala), 1451 nucleotides long. RefSeq names its product esterase D (gene ESD). Gene Ontology annotation, cellular component: cytosol. Gene Ontology annotation, molecular function: S-formylglutathione hydrolase activity. The record is from RefSeq and is a predicted model, not a curated record. NCBI's taxonomy places the organism in Eukaryota, Metazoa, Chordata, Mammalia, Diprotodontia, Phascolarctidae. Gene Ontology annotation, biological process: formaldehyde catabolic process.
GAAGAGAAGGCUGGAAGGGGGGGCGGGGAGGGCGGCUGAGAUGCGGCCCCUCCCCUUCCUCACUCUCUCUCCCUGCCACUCCCCGGCCGUCUCCACAGCCGCCUACUCCGACCUAGUGGCAGGAUCAUACACCUUCUGUCAGUCACCUUGUGUCAGCGAGUGGGAAAACAGUAGCAACUGAGUAACAAAGAAACUAUGGCCUUGAAACAGAUUUCCAGCAACAAGUGCUUUGAGGGAUUUCAGAAAGUUUAUGAGCAUGACAGUGUGGAACUAAAAUGCAAAAUGAAAUUUGGAAUCUACUUACCACCGAAGGCAGAAACUGGAAAAUGUCCUGUACUUUACUGGCUGUCUGGUUUAACUUGCACAGAACAAAAUUUUAUCACUAAAGCUGGUUAUCACCAAGCUGCAGCAGAACAUGGCCUCAUUGUCGUUGCACCAGACACCAGUCCACGUGGCUGUAAUAUUAAAGGAGAAGAUGACAGCUGGGACUUUGGUACUGGUGCUGGUUUUUAUGUGAAUGCCACUGAAGAACCUUGGAAAACCAACUAUAGGAUGUACUCUUAUGUAAUAGAUGAGCUGCCCAAGCUGAUAAAUGCCAAUUUUCCAGCUGAUCCAGAGAAGAUAUCUAUUUUUGGCCAUUCUAUGGGAGGCCAUGGAGCUCUGAUUUGUGCUUUGAAGAAUCCUAGAAAAUACAAAUCUGUGUCAGCAUUCUCUCCAAUCUGCAAUCCAAUGCUCUGUCCUUGGGGGAAAAAGGCCUUCAGUGGAUAUUUAGGAACAGAUCAAAGUAAGUGGGAGGCAUAUGAUGCUACUCGUCUUGUGAAGUCAUAUCCAGAUUCUCAGUUGGACAUAUUAAUUGAUCAAGGCAAAGAUGACCAGUUCCUUAAAGAUGGGCAACUACUUCCUGACAACUUUAUAGCUGCCUGUGCGGAACGGAAAAUUCCAGUUGUUUUUCGAUUGCAAGAGGGAUAUGAUCAUAACUACUACUUCAUUGCAACUUUUAUUAAUGAUCACAUCAGACAUCAUGCAAAAUACUUGAACGCAUAAAGCUUCAUAUAUAAGUAAUCUCACAAUUAUAAAAGUUACCAUGUAACUUUUGAAAAGAUACAAUUAUACAUGAAAAAUUACCACCUGUGAAUAUUCACUUCUAAUUUUUAUCAAAGGCUUACUACCUUAUGAAUAAAUAUAUAAAAUCAAGCAAUCUGAUUCCUUUUUGUUCACCGUAAGUACCCUGAUAUAAGGCAUGUCAUAACCUAGGGGCAGUUUGAAAUCCUUAUAAAAUUAAGUUUAAAGGAUCACAGAAUAUGUAAAUAAUCCUAGUUGACUGUAAAGAAUACAGUGAUUCAGAUAUAUUGGGAUAUAAUAAUAAGUUGUUGGUCAUUGGUGUAUCAGUUCUUAGAGAACUAAAUUAUGGAAUUGUAUCAGUAACUGAAUAAAAAGACUUAAUACAUUGA